Anopheles aquasalis is the source of this 3996-nucleotide messenger RNA. RefSeq names its product scrambled (gene sced). NCBI's taxonomy places the organism in Eukaryota, Metazoa, Arthropoda, Insecta, Diptera, Culicidae. The record is from RefSeq and is a predicted model, not a curated record.
GUCCAAGAACGUGUGAAACGAGACUUUUUCCUUGUUCUUGUGCUGUAAAUUCGUUGAGAAAUGUGUUGUUUGGAUCGCCACCCACGCCCUCCCGGACCGCCAUUCGCGUUUAUCGUAACCCCAUUUUGUCGCUUCGCGCGCGCUGGUUCUGAUUGCGGCCGGAUGUGAUCUUCUCGCGCAUCUCGUGCCACUCCUCUGCCGUCUGCAUCAAACAGUAUGAAUGCAAAUUGGUAGCUGAAACGAAAUAGCUGUGCAUGGAAUAGUGAUGUGCUCAGUGGCAAGAAUUUGUGAUUCAUCCUGACCACGGUACAGCGCCGGAGGCCGGAAAGUGCACCAGCAUCGAAUGCACGGGAAAGUGAGUGAGCGUUUGUGGAAAAGGAUAAAGCUAGGACGCCGUGCUCCUUUAAUCAGAUUCUGCGGACGGCGUGAUAAGCAGGUUUCCAUCGAAGAUUACUGCAAAGAAGUCAUACAACUUAGAAGACCGUAACCAUGGAGGAGAGUACGAUAAGCAUGCAGAUGGAUGUAAAGCUGGACAUCCGCGAGAGGAAGCUCGAGUUCUCGCACAUGAAGUCAUGGUCCCAGUACUUUGUGAAGAUCGAGGCGGUCAAGUGUUUCCCGUGCUAUAUGCGAAUUUCAUUUUUCUCCUCACCGAACGAUCGUACAACUGAUCUGAUCGUGCGUAUUAACAUUCCCGGACUGACGGUGCAGAUGGCCACCUCGCGCACCAAGCAACAUUCGUACGGUCUUUUCUGGAAAAACAAUCGUAAACGGUGCUGCGCCUACUUCGCCUUCGAGACGCAGCUGAUGUGUGAACGCCACCUUCGAUGGAUGAAAAAGUCGAUUCGCAAUCUCGAGCUGUACCGCCAGGAGAUGAUGCAGUUGCGACGUGCCAGUCGAACUCCGGCCUGUGAGAUCCGGCGCGAGAUGCAGCCACUCGCUCUUAUGGCACCUCCAUCGGUGAUGGUGCCAUCUGCACUAGGUUUUGCCGCUUGGGAUGAUCUCGGCAUUUAUCAGAAUCUCGAUUACACGGGGAACGUUAUGGAUUUGCAGGACUUUCUGGGACCGCUUCCGACAGUUCCAUGCGAUCAGUCAGGUCAGCUCUAUCGUCCACAAUCUGCUCCUUCCGGUGGUGCCGUCGGCGAAAGCCAUCGCGAUUCAGCUAUGUCGGGUAUUUACGAAGAAAUUCGUGACACUGGCACCGAUCAGGUCAACUCCCAGCUAUCGCGCCUUUCAAUCGCUUCCGGUAUCUACGAAGAGAUGCGACCAGUGUCGGCAGAGCGGUCAAAAGGGGUGCAAGAGGAACCUACAACCCCACCGCCUCCGCUACCACCCCGGCGGCGUCUCAACACUAACGAAGACAUGGAAGACGAGCUCAAUCGCUCGUUACCCACACCGGAAAUGGAUAGUUUAAAGAAGAAACGGAACUGGUUGCGCUUAGAUGCGGUGUUUGGUCGCAAGCGUACGACAAGCGGCGACUCCCAGGGGAGUUCUUCAUUGUCUAGAAAAGGACAAGCAAGCAAGAAACCGGGACUGGAGCAAGAAAAGUCUGGAAACACAUCUCCGGUGGCCGUUGUGCACCGAAAGAACGUCUGUCGAUUGCGUUUCGGAGGAAAUAAGCGAAACAGUUUUUCGAGUCCCGAUCUUAGUCGCUUGCAGAUCGAUAUAGAACCGGUCAAGGCAACCGGCGAUGAUGAGCUGGCGGUCGGCAACACAUCUUAUGACAAUCUUUCAGAUGGCAAUGGUUCCUGUACGUCCGAGUUUUAUCCGCAACACAACAUCGAUUACAUCGAGCUGGACUUUGGUUCGUCAGAGUAUCUGAACAUGUCCAUCGCAUCAUCCUCAGGAGGCCUGGAGUUAGAGACGGAGAACCGAUCAAGUGCACCAGAUGGUCGCCGUUUGAACAUCUCGGAACGAAUUCUGGAAGGCUUCAAUCGCUCGGCGAACUCGUCAACAGUGAACCUUGUCGGUAUGGCUUGCAGUGCGUCAAUUCCGGAAACCGAAGAACCAAUGGAAGAAACUUCAUCAGUAAGGCAUGAGUCAGCGUGCGAUAAACAGCAGAACACGGGCGGCUACAUAGAAAUGGGAGCCCCGGGAACGGGUUUCAACCGCCAAAAACUUAUCGAGCAAGGUGAUGAGGAGAAAAAGCAAGCCCCAAAGAGUAUCGGUGAUAACGGUAGUGAAUCGAUUUACAUGAUAAUGACCGGAGGUGGAAAACAUCCGGAACCAAUUCGAUCCAGCUCGACCAGUAGCAGUAGCAGUAGCAGCAGCGGCGUCAGUAGUGCAAGUGAUCGGUCAGUAAUCAGCAUUGAUUCGUGCAGCGUUCCCAUGAAACGUAAUUCGGUCGAUGAUAAGAUUCCUUCGUACUAUCCAAACGAAGAGAUUCUUCGAUUACCACCACGCAAAAUCUCUACGGACACAUGCAGCCCGAAGGUGGUGGUGGUCUGUCCCGACAAAUCGCCAUUCUAUGGAAACUGUACACCAGUGGCCUCGCAAUCAGCAACUACGCUACCGCGAACGUUCAAAUCAGCUCAACGUCCUGUUGCAGAAGCUACUCAGGAUAUGCAGGAUCGCGUACAGGAAACAUUCCGUACGCCAAAGCCAGUCCAUCGGCGUCACUUUACUGCCGGUCGUAAUGCGCUAGAAGCACAACCGGGUGACUGUAUGGGGUCGUCGCCAGAAUCGUCACCAAAACUGUUUCCAAAGUAUGCAACAUUCUCCAGAGGAAGUUCUUCAAAGGCAAUGGGAGCCGAUUCAGUCAGUCCUUUAAGCAGUGGAAAGCGAUUCAGUUCGAUGUCUCGAUUCGGCAAAAUCGAUUUCACACCACUACGGCUGAAAAUCAACAGUGUGCUACAGCGACAAGGGUCGGGGGAUGUGUUCAAAACUCCCUAGAUAUUAUUCGUGAUUAAAACGCUAGUUCGACGCGGAACUGAUCUCACCGAAAGUACCCAUCAGGAGGGUUAGGGCAGAGAGCUGUAACGACAUAUCUUUGCUACGAUUGUGACUCGUGGCCAUUGAUUCCAAAUUGCUCAAAUGGUGAUGGCUUUUUAGGCGUUUGUCUUUUUGUGUUGCUCUCGCAUGGUUAUUCUAAUGAAAUCUCAUUAUCAACGGUAUUUUUAUCGCCAGUUCGUUGUGGAACUCUGCCCAAAGUUAAAAUACACCAAAAGCUUUCAGCUUUCUGCCGCCUUUGCACGAGCUACCGAUGAUCAUAGAUGUAAAAUGCUUACAAGUGCGUAGAAAUAGAUAGUUAGGAAAUUGUAAAAAAACGGUACGCCAAAAGAUAGGGAGGCAGGGCAAUAUAAAGACGAUUCUACUUGAGGAAACAAAAAAGUACUGCUUAAGCUUACUUCUUAAAAGACAUUCGUGGUGCUUUAAAGGCUUGUUAUUGCUAUUUCAACAAAUGUACAAGCGCUUAUUAGCCCGUCAGAUAGAUAUAAAGAUUCCGCUGUAAUCUCAUAAGGCAUGUGCUUGCUUAAGAGCCACGAUCAUGGUGCUCCCAACCGCAAUCGUCGGUCGGUCAAUCCUCAGGUUCUCUUUUAUGACACAAUUUUACGGAAUGUAGCGUAGGGAGACAGAGAGGUAGAAUAAAAACUCUGCAAUUGAUUGCUGUGAUUUCCACCGACUCAAAUCGGAACGGGAGCUCCUUGCUUCCAAAACCCAAAAUAGGGACAUUUUGAGCCUCGAGGAUCGACGGAGUGCGCAAAAAUACUUGAUAGUAGAAUCUCUUUACAAAAAUAUACCAGCCAAAAAGUUCAAACAGAUAAAGUGCAAGGUGGGUUAGAACAGCUUUUAAAUUGUAAAGAAAACGGUUGACCUGAAACCAUAUCAGCGAUCGAACGGCUUAUUGAUAAAAGAUGUGUGAUAAAACGAAAAACUUUCUUUCAAAGUGCUUAUGUGCUAGCGUUUGUGAAGCUGUAACGGAAAUCUGUUUGAUGAAGAAGCAUUAUGUGACAAAAAAUUAUGCAAAUAAAGAAAGAAACUUGCUUGGGAAUUCAGUAA